AUGGAUUUUUUAAAGAGAAUUGGCAGUGAAAGCUUUUUUGUCGACAGUAUUACUCACAACAGUUUUAUAUUAUUUGUUGUUCUGCGGGAAUAUAUCUCUUCAUUAUUGGUAUCAGAUAAUUCUGUGGAUAGAACACAUUGUAUAAGCUCAGAAGAAAAGAUUAACUUGUAUAUGUUGAUGUACAAUAUGUUAAAGGAAAACUUUAGUAAUCCAUUCGAUAUAUUAAAGAGUAAUUCUGACGGCCAACCAUGUAUCUCAGCAUAUUUGAAACCGUUAGUCCAGGGUCGCAUUGAAAGACUACGUGAUUAUUCUGAAGCUGUCGCGUAUACAAGUUUAUCUACAUUCAAAAAUGUCAUCUUUGCAAAAAAUCGAAAUGAUGGUAAUAACGCUGAUAAUGAUGAUGAAGAAGAAGAGAUCGAUGUUGACAUGGAUAAUGACGAUACAAAUAUCCGUAAAAAGUUUCUUUCAACGAAAGACAGUGUUUUUGGUUUAUUUUUAAGAAAAUUCUCCCUUGGAUUUUCUUCUCAAAGUUUUGAAAAAAUGAUACGAUUUUUGGAUUCAUUUUAUGAAGUUUAUGAUAAUGAGAUAACUAAGCAUUUUACAAGCAGUUACAUGAAUGAUAGUACAAAACAUACAUUAAUGGAACAUUCUUCUGCUUGUAGUGACUCUAUUGUAAAUAAUUCAUUUAAAAGAGACCAAUUUCAAACAUUUACUCGAAAUAAAGCUUCAAGUAUAUGUGCAGAAAUUAUUGAAUCAGUUGGAAAAAUUGGUGGACGUCCAAAUGUUAAUCUUCAUAAAUAUAAUGAACUUUUAUCAUUGGCAGAUGAAAUGUAUCCUGAGCUACCGUCUGUACACUAUGCAUCACAUGUCUACGCAUUGCAUAAACGUAAUUUUAUAGAAGCUGAGAAUGAAUUACAUGCAUAUAUUGAAACAUGUAUGGCAUCUUCAGAAGAUCCAGAAGCGGCGUUAUUAGGUGGCCAGCAGUUAACAUCAGCACCACCAGUACCACCAAUCUCAUUGUCGUCAUUAACAACAUCGGCAGGAACGACAGGUACGACUGGCACUACCACCACCACAACGACAACAACAGCCAUCGCAACAUCAUCAACAGUAAAUUCAGCUGUUAGUUCACGUAGUACUUGUGCAAAUUUGGCGGUAAUUGGUGCUGGAAUGCAUUUAAAUUUUGGUCAUUUGUAUAGUGGAAAGUGUUUGAUUAAGGAGGCUCUUCAAAAAUCUUUAGAAAGUGAAUCUAAAGAUUCUUUACGUCAUGUUAAAGUCACACAUUCAUUGUUGAAUUCAAACACUGAACCAUUCAGAUAUGAUGAUCAACUUCCUUCGAAAACUACAUUCAAAUUGAAUGAUGUUUCACUAACAGAAUUUCGUACAAAAUUUUGGAGUGCAUUAGACUCAGGCGCUGAACCAUAUGAACAACUGAUUACCUACUUCAAUUCACCAAGUGCAAUAUCUCAAGCUUAUUUUGCUUUGUGCUUGUUAGAUUUAGCAACAAUGUGGCACUUCUAUGGUUAUCCAAAUAUGGCUACUGUAUUAAUGCAGUGUAUUGUCAAUGCGGAUUGUCUAGAACCUUGUCCUAAUUCUGAUAAUGUUUUGGUGACUGCUUUUGCAAAUAUUAUUAAAGAGUUUAAUUCUGUGGGAUUAAUUGAAACAGCCUUGAAAUUGUCUAAACUAUGUCGAUCUGCACUAUGUCGUUUCCCUGGUCAAUCACCUUUAUUACAAGCUUGUAUCGAAGUGGAAUUGGAACAGAAUUUAAGAUCGGGUUAUGAUUUAGCUCAAUGUGAUCGGUUAGUCAAUUCAUUAAGACUGUAUUGUCCAUGGGAAGCUGCUCUACGGCAAGCUGAAGUUGAACAGAAACGUGAUAAUGUCUCAUAUACACAUGAUAUAUUACGUCAUAUAAUUGACAGUAUAGUUGAAAGACGCCAAUAUGAUGGUGGUAUGUUGAAACAACAAUUGACUACAACUAAUACUACUGACAACACCGCUGGAAAGUUAUUAUAUUCAAUAGAUUUAUCCACUCAUAGAACACCAUUUAAACAUUUAACUUUACCAACAUUUCCUGAGCAUACACCUGUUGGUGGUUUGUGUAAAUUAAUCAAUAUUGAAUUACGUGCACAUUUAUCCCUGAUUGAACUAUUGAUCACAUUGAAACUGUACAGCUAUGCAAUGAGUGAAAUUGAUGCAACUAUAAAAUUGUGUAAACAGUAUAAAUUAGACUUAGGCCUAGAUAUAAUUAAGCUAUUUCAGUGUGCUACACACAUGUCAGCGCAUAAUGAAAUACCUGUGAGUCUUUCUACUUCUUCUGUCACCUCUGCUGGAGACAAUGAAGAAACCAGUGGUCCUUACAACAAAAUCUUCACUUCAACCAAACAGCAGCAAAUAAACAAAUUGAAAUUACAUAAAACAACACCAAAUGUCAUGUUAGAAUUGAAUACCAGUUUAGAGGAGAUAUUACAUCGUACGGAUCGAUUGACAAAAAUUCGUAGUCAAGAAAACAGUCAAUCAUCAUUCAUUCAAAUGCAUUUGGCAGAAUUACUCAAAGCGUUGAAUUUCUAUCGUCAAGUCGAUGACAGGAAACGUGUACUUGACAUCUUAGUACUAAUGGCAACAGCAUUGAAUUCAAUGAAUGAAUAUGCUAAGCGUAAUGAAGUUUCAAAGUCAUUCCAUAUAUUACGUGAACAUUUUGGGCUUAACAGUACACCAUCUAAUCGUUUUACUGUUGAUAUUUUGUAA
Molecule: messenger RNA, 2745 nt
Organism: Trichobilharzia regenti
Lineage: Eukaryota; Metazoa; Platyhelminthes; Trematoda; Strigeidida; Schistosomatidae
Source: the annotation of a GenBank genome assembly